Messenger RNA from Arctia plantaginis, 2067 nucleotides. NCBI's taxonomy places the organism in Eukaryota, Metazoa, Arthropoda, Insecta, Lepidoptera, Erebidae. The record is from the annotation of a GenBank genome assembly.
AUGAUUGCUAAAAUAAGUGUCUCAGUAGUUUUUGUUUUGAGUGCACUUUUCGUGGUUAAUGCGCUGAGUGCUUUUGAUCAGCAACUAUUGGAAGAUGUGUUGGACCCUGUAAAGUGCGCUGAACAACUACAAACUUUGAAAGCAAACCCUUCUCUUCUUUUUCAGUUCUUUGACGCCAGUGGCAAAAUACCUAAUGGUAUAAGCGGAGGAAACUUAAAUGAUCUUGGGGACUACUUUCAAUGCUUAGCUAUUAACCAAGACGUAGGCCAACAAAAAAUCCAUGGUAAAUAUUGCAUGGUCGGGGUCCCCAUGGGGGAUUUAUCAGUUCUUCCACUUUGGCCGGCAUUUACAGGGCCCUGGAACGUUAAUAACAUCAAUUUUCCAGACGAUGUUCAUUUAAAGAGUUAUGUUCAGCAAAUUGCUAAUUUUACGGGGUCUGUUGGUAGAGGAAAUAAUAAUAAUACCUUGAACCCCAGAUUUUCAAUAGCCCUUUGCAUCCCCAAGGUGUGCACUGUUAAUGAUACAGAUGAUAUUGCCAUUCCCUCUUUCAUAGAUUAUAAUGUAAAUUUCUGCCGACUACCGAAUGACAAACCAUUUGCUGCUGCUGAUUAUACUGCUUUUGGCAUAUUCUCCGUAAUUGGGUUGCUUGCGGUGAUCAGCACAUGCUAUGAUCUCUAUCAGAGAUUUUGUAUCAAAAACACUUCAAAUAUAAGCCGACUGUACUCCUCCUUCUCUGUGUACACAAACACUCAACGUUUCUUUGUCUUCAAAUCUUCCCCGGAUGCAUUGGAGUGUCUCGAUGGCAUUCGUACCAUCUCCAUGUUAUGGGUUGUCAUUCAUCACGUUUAUAUCUUAUACUUGUUGGGAUAUAUUCACAAUCAGUUUGAAGCAGUUAAUAUGAUAGGAGAGUUAUCAUAUGUAUUGCCCUCAGCAGCACCGCUGGCAGUCGACACAUUCUUCUUACUUAGCGGCAUGCUUGUGGUAUACGCUAAUCUAGGAAAAGUCACUAGAGGUAAAUUUGUAAAAUCGAUCCAUCUCUUCUACUUGGGCCGACUUAUGCGAUUAUUUCCAAUACUAGCUGCUAUGGUGCUUCUUCAAGCAUCUGUGUUUAAUCACGUGUCCGACGGCCCCUACUGGCAAAAUAUGGCUAUUGAAGUAGAACAUUGUAGAACUUAUUGGUGGUCUACACUACUGCACGUACAAAAUUAUGUGAAUCCUUCAGAAAUGUGUAUAUCAAGCAGUUGGUACCUUUCUGUAGAUACUCAGCUAUAUGUAUUAAGUCCACUUCUGCUAUUUUUCCUCUUUGGACAAAAAAGAGUAGCGUGGGCAAUGCUUAUACUGUUUUUACUUAUUGCUCUUGUCAGCGCUUCUGUAUUCAGUUUCCUGUACAAUCUACCUGCAGCAUUAAUUACUCUUGGUCGUCCUCUGGAGUUUGAUGAUUACUUCAACUACUACUACGUAAAUACGCUAACCAGAGCACCACCAUUUGUCCUCGGUAUGAUUUAUGGAUACACUUUGUAUCUAAACAAAGAGAAAACAGUUAAGAUUCCAUGGAUCAUUGUGAUCCUUUUUUGGCUGUUGUCGCUUGCUGCGUUGGCCUUCUGCUACUUUAUUCACUAUGUCGUUGUGCAGUUUGAUUACGAUAACACCACUUUUGAUAACUUCCUAAAUGCCUACAUGCGCUCAAUCUGGGCGAUUGCACUGGGCUGGGUAAUCUUCGCUUGCGUUAAGGGCUAUGGAGGUCCUGUAAACUGGUUCCUGUCGCUGUCCAUGUGGAAGUUACCGUCCCGAAUGUCGUAUGCUAUAUAUCUCUUCCACAUGCCACUCAUUUACGCAGUCAACGGCAGCGCCAUUUUUCCAUUGUUCGUCUCCGAUGCAUUCGCUAUCCACCGGUUCAUGAGUGUUUUGCUUAUGUCAUUCCUGUUUGGAUUAAUCCUUUGUAUCGUCAUUGAUGUUCCAAUUGCUAAUGUUUACAGCUUAGCGACCAGAGGAGGUUAUAAAAAGCCACCUCAGACACCUACAGUUGCGAAACCAACGGAAGACGAUGUAAUUGUAAAAAAAUCAUAA